Molecule: messenger RNA, 4376 nt
Organism: Scophthalmus maximus (turbot)
Lineage: Eukaryota; Metazoa; Chordata; Actinopteri; Pleuronectiformes; Scophthalmidae
Gene: fhdc2
Product: FH2 domain containing 2
Exons: 12
Coding region: 362-3649 (1095 amino acids)
Source: RefSeq, a predicted model, not a curated record
GCGCGCGCCUUUGCGCGCUCCCGCUGAGCUGUGUGGAUUGGAAGUUUCCCAGCAAGUUGAGAGGGACGAGAGGACUGCUGGGAGCGGACUGCUGCGAGACUCCGGGAACAAGGACAUACAACAGACCACAGAGACUGGAGCCGGCUUUUUAGUUCAAGUUUAUCCCUGAAGACCAACCGUGGCUCUCGCUGGUGUCUGUGAAGUUUCCUCACGGGAGAAGAGGAGGCGACGCCGGGUAGGCUGGAAUUACUGAUGGACCUUUGAACUAAAAAAACUGGAAAGUGGAGAAGACACUAUUGACUGACAGGGCAGAGACUGGUCACCCACCGUCACCUCCCCACCUAGCACCCAGGUCGUCUCUAUGCUCAUCAACCUGACGGUGGCCUUCAAGGAAACUUGUGCCUUUCAUGGAACAGUGCCUGCGCACCCCGCCACUGCCCCAGAAGCUGUGGAAGUGACGGCUAUGGAUUCACGUCCGGUGCUGGUCGCGCCUCCGCCGCCUUCCCUGGCACCUCCGCCACCUCCACCUCCUCCUCCUCCUCCUCCCCUGCCUCCACCUUCGUCCUCCUCUGCUUCCUCGCCUUUCAGCCGGGCGGACAGUGCCCGUCGGAGCCGGCUGAGGAAGCUGAACUGGGAGCGUAUCCCCAAAGAGAAGGUGGAGGGGAGGAAGAGUGUGUGGAGUGGGGCGGCCCCGGGCGAGGAUGAGUUCCCCAUUGACCUCCACUCUCUGGAUGAGCUGUUUGGUCAGAAGGACAGCAAGCCUCAGGACAGAACCAGCACCCUGAGACGCCGCUCUGCUCUGCUUCGCUGCAGAUCCCCCCAGGACAGCCCGGAAGAGAUCUCCCUGUUGGACUCCAAGCGCAGUAUGAACAUUGGAAUAUUUCUCCGCCAGUUCAAGAUGCCUGCUAAAGAGAUAGUGGAGGAUAUCAGGCAAGGUGCCGGGGCACGUUAUGGAGCGGAGAAGCUCGCAGAGCUCUGCAAAUUGCUGCCUGACAGUGAGGAGGAGUCCCGCCUGAGGACGUUCAGUGGGGAGCGGAGCUGGCUUGGAGAGCCUGAUCUUUUCAUGCUGCUGUUGGUGGAAGUCCCCAGCUUUCGGCUUCGUCUCGAUGCCAUGAUCCUGCAACAAGAGUUUGACCCUGCUGUGACCUCUCUGUGUGUGGCAGCCAGAUGUCUGAGGGAGGCGGCCAGAGAACUGCUGAGCUGUCCUGAAUUACACUCCAUCCUCCGUUUGGUGCUGAAAGCUGGGAACUACAUGAAUGCAGGUGGAUAUGCGGGGAAUGCUGCUGGUUUCCGAAUUUCAUCGCUGCUCAAACUGGCUGACACCAAAGCCAACAAGCCUGGCAUGAAUCUGCUGCAUUUUGUUGCUAUGGAAGCUGUGAAAAAAGAUCAGAGUUUACUGUCAUUUCCCAGCCAACUAGGCCAUGUUGGCUCCGCCUCCAGGUUGUGUGAGGAGUCUGUGCUGGAGGAUUUAUCCAAACUAAAGAUCAGAGUGGUUGCCCUCAAGGCAAACAUCCAGACUGCGGAGGAGAUACAGCAGCACACACACCCUUUCCUGGAGGUGGCUGAGGAACGUUUGAAGGAGGCAGAGGAUGAGGUAGAGGGUAUGAGGAUGUCGAGUCAGGCUCUGAUGGAGUUCUUCUGCGAGGACGACAGCACUUUCAAACUUGAGGAGGCUUGCCGGGUCUUCCAUCUGUUUUGUCACCGCUUUCAAAGAGCUGUCCAGGAGAACGCAGAGCGGGAGUUGAAGGAACAGAAACGUCUGGAGCGUCAGCGUGAGAUAGGGGAGAAACGCCGCUCUCUGGCCAUCUGUACGGGGCUGGACCCCGGCCUGAGCAUUGCCAGAGAGCCUCACAGACAGGAGAACCAAGAUGAGCUGGAGAAACUCUUAGAGAAGAACCUGAGCUACACUUGGAGUCGUCGUAGCCUGAGAAGCUCUGAGUCCCGUAGACACUCACACCACCUUUACAAUGACACCCACCUCCAUAGCACCGCCAUACUAAAGAGCUUCCCUGAGUUGGGCAGCAGCCCAACAUCGACCAGUUAUCACUCAAGCUCCUCUGACCACGAGAACACAAUGGUACUUGGUAGCUCUCCAGACACUGACGGCACAUGUUCCCCCACUGACCAAGAACCAGUUCUGAGUAGAGGGAGCAGGGCUCAGCCAGGCCAAACAACCAGCCGGAGCAUGGAAGCAGUUCAGGAAUCGAACGUUGCUACAUUUAGUCUUUCUCAGCAUGGACGUUGCUUCACAGUUGAACAAGGGCCUGAGAGCUUUUCAUAUGUGCUGCAAGGCCAACUAAAGGAAACAGAACUUGAAAAAGAAGCUGAAAUUUCACAUGAACACAUGGCUUCAAUGAAUAAUGACUCUUCACCCAGUUCCUGUACAACUGCUGCUGCUGUAAAUACUGAUACACCUGCCUUGUGUGUCCAAACCCAGACCUCUACUCAGAGACAAAGGUUUGGCCCACAAGUAACAGACAAUAACCGCUCUCCUCAGAGUAAAUCCAAUGGCUCUUCUGUCAAUGAGCCUCGACCCCAGUCUGUUAAUAUGAGUGGAAUCGUUUCUCAUAGUGACACCCGAGCUAGGCUUUUGAGGUACCAGAGAUCUGAGAGCCAAUCACAAUCAUCUAUAAAUGCUCCAGAUAAAGCACAGUCACAAUCACAGAUGAAAGCUGUUAUGCCAUUGCCCGAUGCAGGACUAACAAAGCAGACAGACACAGAGGUGGGGUCCAUACCUGUCAGCAAGAAUUGGAAGCCCUCCAGUCUACCAGAGUUCAGCCAGUCACAGCCAUUGAAGUACUCUGACUUGCCAAGUCCUGAGAGUGAGAUUGCAAGGUCCUACUCCCGAGUGGGGGAAACACUGGAGUGCCGCACUUUGGUGAAAGGCCUCCGAUCCUAUGAUGCCUUGUCACCCCCAACGUCUCCACUCCCGCGACCUCCACCAAGCCUCUGCUCCAAGUGGAGGAAGGAGAGGAAGGUUGACCUUCAAGAGGGUACAACUCCAGGUUCUCCAACAUCAAAGGAGAGUCAAACCAUGAAGGCCCCUUUGCGUUGUGGAAUAGGAUCCAAAAGGGGACUUGUGUCACGUCCAGGACCUUCCAACAACACAGGCAUUCCCAGGGUCCGCUCUAAAACAGAGUCUUCAAAUGCUGCAGCAGGCCCUACAAACCCUCCCACUCCUACCCGGCUAUCUACUCCUCGGAGCAUAUCAAUGCGCUCCUCUCCCAUCUCUCGGGCUGCCAAUGUUCAGGGAGAGGUGAAACGAAGUAACAGCACUCGAGAGAGGACUGUAGGUGAGUCACAGACUCCAGGAAAGCCUAUGCUGACCCGUAGGGCCUCAGACAGAUCCAUACCAGAGAAGGUCUCAGGAAACACACAGCCAGCCUUUGUUAGGGGGACUCCUCUUCGUGUGUCAAAACGACUCGCCCCAAACUCUGAGACUCAGGUGUCUUCCCAGCCUAACACUGCGCACGGCCCAUCCUCCGCCACAGCCAAGACUAUACGCACAGCUGUCAUAUCUGCUGCCCGAAAUAAGACUAAGACCACAGGCAAUAGCUCUUCACCUGCGAGCUCCAAAAUCCCUACAGCUUCUCGGUUACCUUGUCCUAAAAUGUCUCGAGCCACUGCAGCUCAGGCACUGUGGAGGUGAUGGAAAUGAACAAGUGCCCGUAUUGUGCAGUUUUUAAGUCUUUGUUAUGUUUUUUAUUUUUUUAUUUUAUGUGUUUCAGUCUUAAUAUAUACAGUGUGGGUAUUCAUGAAUGUGUGUCCUCAGUCAGAUGGUUUCUGGUCUGAAUCAGCUCUCCUUCAACUUGAGUUAAUUUAAAGUAAACUUUUAUGACAUUUGUAUGUAGUUGUAAGGGCUUAGGUUCUACAAAUGUGUGAGAGAGCUGCACUGGGAGCAACUGGGAUACUUUAGCUCAUGUAUUUCACCCACCUCUAGAAAAAUAGAAUUGAUUUUAAAUCCUACCUCUUUUUUUUUACAUCCGCUUGUGUCCUUUGCAGGCAAUAGGACACUACAAAGAGACUCAUGUUCAAAUUUUGAACAGUUUAACACAUAGUAUAUGUGUUUCAAUCACUCUGGCAUAGAUUUAAAAAAUAUAUUUUAGGAGUUGUCCAGAUGUUUUGAAUAUUGUGACCCUUCUGCAAAGUAAUCAUCACAAAUGACUAAACUUAAUUCGGUACACUAUUGAACUUUUCAUCCUCCUGUUGUGAGGCCUUAUCAGUCUGAUGCACUUUACAAACUGAAGAAGAGGCUGUGAGAAGACUAUUUCUGUAAGUUCUGUUUUAUAUCAAAAUAUUCUAUAACUUUAUUGAAUAGAAUUGGUUGUUAUUCACUGCAUCAUGUGGAUUUGUAAAUAAAAGAUGAUGACUGAAAA